Molecule: messenger RNA, 1041 nt
Organism: Fonticula alba
Lineage: Eukaryota; Rotosphaerida; Fonticulaceae
Exons: 3
Coding region: 1-1041 (346 amino acids)
Biological process (GO): heme biosynthetic process
Cellular component (GO): cytoplasm
Molecular function (GO): hydroxymethylbilane synthase activity
Source: RefSeq, a predicted model, not a curated record
AUGUCGCGCACAAAUCUGGUCAUCGGCUCGCGGGCCUCUCCACUGGCCGUCGCCCAGGCCGAGGAGGUCCGGGGGCUCCUGACCGGCCAUGAUAAUACCCUCCAUGUCAGCCUCCUCAAGCUGGACACCGUCGGCGACCGGAACCUCAAUGUCUCGCUGGCGGAGCUCUCGCGGCUGGAAUCCCAGACGGACACGCCCCCCGCUGCCGCCGCCCCCUCGGGGCAUCUGGUCCCGCCGAAGCCCGCAGGCGAGAAGGACCUCUGGACGCGGGAACUUGACGCGGCCCUGCACCGGGGCGAUGCCCAUGUGCUUGUCCACAGCCUGAAGGACCUGCCGACCACCGGUCGCACCGGUGCGCUGGCCUACCCGAUCCCCCACUCAACCAUGCUCGCCAUCACCGGCACUCUCGUGACCGUCGCCGCCGCCGCCGCCGCCGCCGCCGCCGCCCCAUUCACUCUGGCCGCCGUGCCUCAGCGCUUCGAUCCGUACGAUGCGCUGGUCCUCCGAGCUGAUGCCCCACCGCCGGCCGGUCUGCCGGCCGCGGCCCUGGUUCCGGCCGAUCCCAACGCCGUCGACGAUCCCCAGACCCAGUAUGCCGGGGUGAAGAUCGACCUGCGCGAGGUCCUCCCCCGGGGGUCGGUCAUCGGAACCAGCUCCCUGCGUCGCGCGGCCCAGCUGUCCCACCGUUAUGGCGAUCACUUUACCUUCAAAGUGGUGCGCGGCAACAUCGCCACCCGGCUGGGGAAGCUCGACGCCCCGAGCGGCGGGUACGACGCCCUCAUCCUGGCCGCGGCGGGCCUCCGGCGCUUGGGACCGGACUUUGCCUCGCGCAUCAGUGUGCGUCUGCGCGACGAGCGCUAUGCCGUCGGCCAGGGUGCCCUCGGCGUCGAAGUGGCCGCCACCGAUGGGUCUGCUCUCGCCCUGGUCCAGGUGGCCUGCGAGGAUGCUGGCAGCCGCUGGCGCGUGGAGGCCGAGCGGUACGUCACCAUCCCCCGCGCACAUGUACACGCCUCUGGGCUGGCCCGACAUCUCCUUUUCUGA